GAAAUGAAGAGUCAAAGGCCAGGGUCAUAGACAGUGGGAGGGACAUCCACUUCCCUCCAGCUUUAGGCUCUGAAAACAGAGACAAACUGGCAACCAUGAAGACGUUUGGGCUGGUCCUGGCCUCUCUCUUCGCCUUUGCAGCUGUUGGCACAGGGCAGCAGCGCCGUCCGCAGGAAGAGCAGCUUUUCUACGACCCAGAUCACUUUCAGAUUCAGAGUCCCACCUUUCCACCCCUGGAGCGAAGCCAGCAGGAGGCUCCCAAAAGAAAUGUCCGAUCGGUGGAGGAGUUGCCAGGCCUGCAGGUGCCGAGAGAACCCCUAAGGCGGAGGUUCUGUCCUGGUUGUUACACAUCUCUUGAGCAGCGCCCUCCACUGGAAGAGCAGCGCCCAGUUCGCUUGUGGAUUCAGGCUCCCACCUUUCCACCCCCGGAGCGAAGCCAACAGGAGGCUGCCAAGAGAAAUGUCCGAUCGGUGGAGGAGUUGCCAGGUGUGGAACAAAGCCUCCAGGAUUCAAGAGAAUCCCGAAGGCAGAGGUUCUGUCCCAGUUGUUUCUCACCUCUUCAUCAGGUACCGCAGCGCCGUCCGCAGGUAGAGCAGCUCCCAGUUCGCUUGUGGAUUCAGGAUCCCACCUUUCCACCCCUGGAGCGAAGCCAGCAGUCUUUUUGGUCUCUGAGCUUCCCAGUUAAGUUACAGGAGCCGAGGUCCGAGUCCAGGACAAAGAGGUCCCUGAGGGGGGCCGCCCCAGCGCGGGCCAGGGCAAAGCAGCGCUCGGGUACCCGGGCCGUCUGCCGGGGCUGCUACUCGGGGCUGAUGAUCGUGGCCCCGCCUGCCCAGGGGAGCACAAAGGAGACUUGGAUCGGAAGCCACUCGGAGUCCGAGGGAGAUUCCAGCGAAGAAGUUACUCUACCUCCCAAAGCCUGAGCCCCUACCCAGGGCGCAGAGUCCUCGACGGACGCUGAAGACCAGACCUGACACGGAAUGAGCUGUAAUCGUAGAAUCAUAGAGGUGGAGGGCACACCAAGGGUCAUCUAGUCCAACCCCCUGUCAUACAGGAAUAGCAGCUAAAUAUGUUGCUGGAAGUAUUCUAAUUAUGUGUUAUCACUGAUUGUAUCCUUGUAAACUGCUUGGAAGACAUUUUGAUGUGUAAGAAGUCUAUUAAUUAAUUAACAAACCAUGCAAUAAAUCAUCCGUGAUUGCAAUAUUUUUAUUUAAUUUU
Messenger RNA from Zootoca vivipara (common lizard), 1215 nucleotides. RefSeq lists its product as uncharacterized. The record is from RefSeq and is a predicted model, not a curated record. NCBI's taxonomy places the organism in Eukaryota, Metazoa, Chordata, Lepidosauria, Squamata, Lacertidae.